Messenger RNA from Lymnaea stagnalis (great pond snail), 39121 nucleotides. The record is from the annotation of a GenBank genome assembly. NCBI's taxonomy places the organism in Eukaryota, Metazoa, Mollusca, Gastropoda, Lymnaeidae.
AUUCUCAAAAUCCUGCAGAAAAAUGAAAUCAAUUCUACAACAGCUUUUGGAAUAUCCAGCCUUUUACUUACAGAGGUACUUUCAUAAGUUUCAUUGCAAAUUUUAAAAGUCUGGCAUAAUUGGAUUCAAGAAUUCCCUAUUUGAUUCUUGAGGAGAGUUCUAAUGUUGAACAUGUGGAUUUAUCAGAUACACUGGAGGGGACAUUUGAAAGAGAAUGACAAAUAAAAAAAAUGUUGGCAACAAGGAUUUGUCAAAACAACAAAAUUAGUACCAAAAAAAGAAUUAAAUUUGUUUAAAUCUUGGGUUGAGAGAAAUCUGUCACAUGUUAGUGAACUCUUGGUUGCAAGGUUGUGUCUGAGAGAAAUCUGUUACAUGUUAGUGAACUCUUGGUUGGUAGGUUGUGUCUGAGAGAAAUCUGUCACAUGUUAGUGAACUCUUGGUUGGUAGGUUGUGUCUGAGAGAAAUCUGUCACAUGUUAGUGAACUCUUGGUAGGUUGUGUCUGAGAGAAAUCUGUCACAUGUUAGUGAACUCUUGGUUGGUAAGGAAAUAAAUAAAGAGAAACGAAAAAUGAAAGGAUGUAGACUUCUAUACUAUCGCACCAUUUAUUUCUUUACCUACUGAUACUUCAGUAUCUGUCAUCUUUCCUUAUAGAGGAAGCUUGUUUCUGUAUGUUGUAUCCAUCUAUACUAGGCAUGUAUGUGUGUCUGUUGUUUCUGUCUAUAAUGAGUAUGUAUAAUGGGUGUGUCUGUUGUUUUCUUCUAUAAUGGGUAUAUAUGUGUGUCUGUUGUUUCCAUCUAUAAUGGGUAUAUAUGUGUGUCUGUUGUUUCCGCCUAUAAUGGGUAAAUAUGUGUGUCUGUUGCUUCUGCCUAUAAUGGGUAAAUAUGUGUGUCUGUUGUUUCCGCCUAUAAUGGGUUAAUAUGUGUGUCUGUUGCUUCCGCCUAUAAUGGGUAAAUAUGUGUGUCUGUUGUUUCCGCCUAUAAUGGGUAAAUAUGUGUGUCUGUUGUUUCCGCCUAUACUGUUUCAGUUGCAAAAAAACUUUGGUUAAUCAAGUGUCUUACAAGUAGAGAUUUGAAUGUAGCUUGUUGGCAAUCUCAUUUUAAAUGAAUUAUAGUUUGAAUUGGACAUUGUAGUAGGUCUUCACUUCUCACAUAACAGAUAAUACAAAGUGCACACUGCAUGGAUAAACAUUUGCAUUUGGUAUAUAAGUCAGUUUUGUAUAUAAUUGAAUUCUAAACUUUUCACACUAGUCUGAGAGGAACAAUAUCUGUUGGUCUGUGUUCAAGUUGUGUGAAGUAGAUAAAAUAGUGGAGCAAGAUAAUUUUAGGUUUUAAAGAAGACAGAACAAAACAAAGGACAUUUCUGCUAAAUGCCUUCUUUGCAGGCAAUAGAAGAAAAGCAAAUUCAAGUGUUCCCAGGUCACAAUGUAGGUCUCUCACUCAAGUGUUCCCAGGUCACAAUGUAGCUCUCUCACUCAAGUGUUCCCAGAUCACAAUGUAGCUCUCUCACUCAAGUGUUCCCAGAUCACACUAGCUCUCUCACUCAAGUGUUCCCAGAUUACAAUGUAGUUCUCUCACUCAAGUGUUCCCAGAUCACAAUGUAGCUCUCUCACUCAAGUGUUCCCAGGUCACAAUGUAGCUCUCUCACUUAAGUGUUCCCAGAUCACAAUAUAGCUCUCUCACUCAAGUGUUCCCAGAUCACAAUGUAGCUCUCUCACUCAAGUGUUCCCAGAUCACAAUGUAGCUCUCUCACUCAAGUGUUCCCAGAUCACACUGUAGCUCUCUCACUUAAGUGUUUCCAGAUCACAAUGUAGCUCUCUCACUUAAGUGUUCCCAGAUCACAAUGUAGCUCUCUCACUUAAGUGUUCCCAGAUCACAAUGUAGCUCUCUCACUCAAGUGUUCCCAGAUCACACUGUAGCUCUCUCACUCAAGUGUUCCCAGAUCACAAUGUAGCUCUCUCACUAAAGUGUUCCCAGAUCACACUAUAGCUCUCUCACUCAAGUGUUCCCAGAUCACAAUGUAGUUCUCUCACUCAAGUGUUCCCAGAUCACAAUGUAGCUCUCUCACUCAAGUGUUCCCAGGUCACAAUGUAGCUCUCUCACUUAAGUGUUCCCAGAUCACAAUGUAGCUCUCUCACUCAAGUGUUCACAGAUCACAAUGUAGCUCUCUCACUUAAGUGUUCCCAGGUCACAAUGUAGCUCUCUCACUUAAGUGUUCCCAGAUCACAAUGUAGCUCUCUCACUCAAGUGUUCCCAGAUCACAAUGUAGCUAUCUCACUUAAGUGUUUCCAGAUCACAAUGUAGCUCUCUCACUCAAGUGUUUCCAGAUCACAAUGUAGCUCUCUCCCUUAAGUGUUUCCAGAUCACAAUGUAGCUCUCUCACUUAAGUGUUCCCAGAUCACAAUGUAGCUCUCUCACUUAAGUGUUUCCAGAUCACAAUGUAGCUCUCUCACUUAAGUGUUCCCAGAUCACAAUGUAGCUCUCUCACUUAAGUGUUCCCAGAUCACAAUGUAGCUCUCUCACUCAAGUGUUCCCAGAUCACAAUGUAGCUCUCUCACUUAAGUGUUCCCAGAUCACAAUGUAGCUCUCUCACUCAAGUGUUCCCAGAUCACACUGUAGCUCUCUCACUCAAGUGUACCCAGAUCACAAUGUAGCUCUCUCACUCAAGUGUUCCCAGAUCACAAUGUAGCUCUCUCACUCAAGUGUUCCCAGAUCAUACUGUAGCUCUCUCACUCAAGUGUUCCCAGAUCACAAUGUAGUUCUCUCACUCAAGUGUUCCCAGAUCACAAUGUAACUCUCUCACUCAAGUGUUCUUAGGUCACAAUGUAGCUCUCUCACUUAAGUGUUCCCAGAUCACAAUGUAGUUCUCUCACUCAAGUGUUCCCAGAUCACAAUGUAGUUCUCUCACUCAAGUGUUCCCAGAUCACAAUGUAGCUCUCUCACUUAAGUGUUUCGAGAUCACAAUGUAGCUCUCUCACUCAAGUGUUCCCAGAUCACAAUGUAGCUCUCUCACUCAAGUGUUCCCAGAUCACACUGUAGCUCUCUCACUCAAGUGUUCCCAGAUCACAAAAAAAGCUCUCUCACACAAGUGUUCCCAGAUCACAAUGUAGCUCUCUCACUCAAGUGUUCCCAGAUCACAAUGUAGUUCUCUCACUCAAGUGUUCCCAGAUCACAAUGUAGUUCUCUCACUCAAAAGUUCUCAGUCUCUGUGAAGAAACAAAAGCUACACCUAGAAAUAUAUUAAGUGCUGUCAUUAAUAUCUCAGAGAAGAUGAACAACAUUUUAUGAGAAAAGGUCUUUGAUUACUUUAUGUUUUCAAUUUUAGUAGGUGACUUAUGAUUUGAGUGUUGUAAUCAAUGAAAUUUUAUUAUGUGACUUCUGAUUUGAGUGUCAUAAUCAAUGACACUUUAGUAGUUGACUUAUGAUUUGAGUGUUGUAAUCAAUGACAUUUUAGUAGGUGACUUAUGAUUUGAGUGUUGUAAUCAAUGACACUUUAGUAGGUGACUUAUGAUUUGAGUGUUGUCAUCAAUGAUAUUUUAGUAGGUGACUUAUGAUUUGAGUGUUGUCAUCAAUGACACUUUAGUAGGUGACUUAUGAUUUGAGUGUUGUCAUCAAUGACACUUUAGUAGGUGACUUAUGAUUUGAGUGUUGUCAUCAAUGACAUUUUAGUAGGUGACUUAUGAUUUGAGUGUUGUCAUCAAUGACAUUUUAGUAGGUGACUUAUGAUUUGAGUGUUGUCAUCAAUGACAUUUUAGUAGGUGACUUAUGAUUUGAGUGUUGUAAUCAAUAAAAAAUUUUGCUUUUGGUUAGAGAAACACAAUUUAAUUUGAUUAUCAUUUUGUAAAAAUCUGCAGCUGAAAAUAUUUUUUUAAACUUACAAUAUUUAUGUGUGCUUCAUCUGAAUUUAAAAAGAAAAAGAAAGAAAUGAAUAGAAAUUGGUUUGACAUUUUGUUGUUUCCAGGUGGAUACCUUGCAAGCCAAGUGCUUAGGGGAUUUAGCACAAUACUUCGUAGACUCUGUGAAAAAUGGCGGCUUCAAGGGGGGCAAGUAAGUUUCUUAUUGAUUCCCUUGAGUACGUUUGUAAGUGAUUCCCUUGAGUAAGUUUGUUAUUGAUUGCCUUGAGUAAGUUUGUAAGUGAUUCCCUUGAGUAAGUUUGUUAUUGAUUGCCUUGAGUAAGUUUGUAAGUGAUUCCCUUGAGUAAGUUUGUUAUUGAUUGCCUUGAGUAAGUUUGUAAGUGCUUCCCUUGAGUAAGUUUGUAAGUGAUUCCCUUGAGUAAGUUUGUUAUUGAUUGCCUUGAGUAAGUUUGUAAGUGCUUCCCUUGAGUAAGUUUGUAAGUGAUUCCCUUGAGUAAGUUUGUUAUUGAUUGCCUUGAGUAAGUUUGUAAGUGCUUCCCUUGAGUAAGUUUGUAAGUGCUUCCCUUGAGUAAGUUUGUAAGUGAUUCCCUUGAGUAUGUUUGUUAUUGAUUGCCUUGAGUAAGUUUGUAAGUGCUUCCCUUGAGUAAGUUUGUAAGUGAUUCCCUUGAGUAUGUUUGUUAUUGAUUCUCCUUAAGUAAGUUUGUGAAAAACCGCAUAUUUAUUGUGGCAUAAUCCCAUGAGUUUAUAUUUAUUGUGGCAUAAUCCCAUGAGUUUAUAUUUAUUGUGGCAUAAUCCCAUGAGUUUAUAUUUAUUGUGGCAUAAUCCCAUGAGUUUAUAUUUAUUGUGGCAUAAUCCCAUGAGUUUAUAUUUAUUGUGGCAUAAUCCCAUGAGUUUAUAUUUAUUGUGGCAUAAUCCCAUGAGUUUGAUCCCUUUGAACGCAGAAGUUCAGAAGAGAAAUCAUAUGACUCUGAUUAACAGCACCUGAUAACUGGGAUAACUGGGAUAACUGGGAUAACUGGGAUAGUCCAAAGUAAAAUCAGUCUGAGUGGAGAGAGAUAGACAGACCCAGGGUCUAGUCUGAGAUAGACAUCUGAGAUGAAACAGGCGAGUGUGCUAUUAGGGGGAAAGUAAACAGUGGACAGAAGAGUUAGAAAAAAGCUGGCACUGACCAGUCAGAGUUGAGUGAGGGUCAGAAGCAGUAUGAGUUCCCAUUAAGAUAAAUAGACAUUUUAAAAUGACCUGGUGUAAUAAAUAGACAUUUUAAAACCACCUGGUGUAAUAAAUAGAGAUUUUAAAACCACCUGGUGUAAUAAAUAGACAUUUUAAAAUGACCUGGUGUAAUAAAAAGACAUUUUAAAAUGACCUGGUGUAAUAAAUAGACAUUUUAAAAUGACCUGGUGUAAUAAAUAGACAUUUUAAAAUGACCUGGUGUAAUAAAUAGACAUUUUAAAACCACCUGGUGUAAUAAAUAGACAUUUUAAAACCACCUGGUGUAAUAAAUAGACAUUUUAAAACCACCUGGUGUAAUAAAUAGACAUUUUAAAAUGACCUGGUGUAAUAAAUAGACAUUUUAAAACCACCUGGUGUAAUAAAUAGACAUUUAAAACCACCUGGUGUAAUAAAUAGACAUUUUAAAAUGACCUGGUUUAAUAAAAAGACAUUUUAAAAUGACCUGGUGUAAUAAAUAGACAUUUUAAAAUGACCUGGUGUAAUAAAAAGACAUUUUAAAAUGACCUGGUGUAAUAAAUAGACAUUUUAAAACCACCUGGUGUAAUAAAUAGACAUUUUAAAACCACCUGGUGUAAUAAAUAGACAUUUUAAAAUGACCUGGUGUAAUAAAAAGACAUUUUAAAAUGACCCGGUGUAAUAAAUAGACAUUUUAAAAUGACCUCAUGUUAGCUGUCAUGGUAACCUUGUGAUAUACAAGCUGUAAACCAUAUGAUGUUGGACAGCCUCAUGCUAGUUGUCAUGGUAACCUCGUGAUAUACAAGCUGUAAACCAUACGAUGUUGGACAGCCUCAUGCUGUCAUGGUAAUCUAGUGAUAUACAAGCUGUAAACCAUAGGAUGUUGGACAGCCUCAUGCUAGUUGUCAUGGUAACCUAGUGAUAUACAAGCUGUAAACCAUACGAUGUUGGACAGCCUCAUGCUAGUUGUCAUGGUAACCUAGUGAUAUACAAGCUGUAAACCAUACGAUGUUGGAAAGCCUCAUGCUAGUUGUCAUGGUAACCUAGUGAUAUACAAGCUGUAAACCAUAUGAUGUUGGACAGCCUCAUGCUAGUUGUCAUGGUAACCUAGUGAUAUACAAGCUGUAAACCAUACGAUAAGAAGUUAAACUAAAUCUUAAAGUAUGACGAAUUCUUCCAUGCAGAUCUGCAGGCUCUGUCUGAUAUAACCAUUAACCACAUCUUAAUGUGUGUUCAUUUUAUCUUUAUAGAUGUGCAGAGUUUCUCUCCAAUGUGUUACGUGUUAUCAAUUCAAGGGAAACCAUUCCAAAAGGAGAAAGUGAGGUGAAAGGUUCAGAGUUCAAAGGUCAAAUCAUCAACAGCAUUUGUUGUAGCAGGUAAAUCAGAUUUCAUUAUAAUUGUCUUAAAAGUCUGUAGUAAAUACUUUUUACAAUCAAUAAAUUUAAAGAUAAGUUUAAAAAAAAAAAAAAUUAUCUUUCACUUUAAAAAAAACACACUAUUUAAGUGCUUUGAAAAAUCUGUAAGGCGUCAUUCACUUGAUAACGGCACCUACAAAAAGGUUUUUCUAUCAAAUGGACUUUUCAUGCCUAAUAACAGAUGGGAUCCAACAAUGGCCGUCCACAUGUCCACCAUGUUUCAAGGCAUUCCUUUAACAUCAGACGAGUUAAGGUUUGUCAUUGAGAAAGUUCUGCGAUUAUUUGCUGAGCUCGACCUUGCCGACCAGCCUACUGCAGCAUAUCAGCUGCUGCUGCUCUCUGCUAAGGUAACAGAAUAUAACAAUUACUGAUCUUGAAAUAACACAUGUUACUGCAGUUCUUGUAGUUCAUCAUGAUAUAUUUUACUUCUAAAUGUCUUUCUCAAUCUAUUAUGCUUAUUUUACUAUGUCAUAAAAUUGGAAAGAUGAGUCUCAAACUGUUGUUUUCAUUUUGUCCUUCCAUAAGUCCUAAUCAAUGCCUAACUGUCCUUCCAUAAGUUCUAAUCAAUGCCUAACUUUCCUUCCAUAAGUCCUAAUCAAUGCCUAACUUUCCUUCCAUAAGUCCUAAUCAAUGCCUAACUUUCCUUCCAUAAGUACUAAUCAAUGCCUAACUUUCCUUCCAUAAGUCCUAAUCAAUGCCUAACUGUCCUACCAUAAGUCCUAAUCAAUGCCUAACUGUCCUUCCAUAAGACCUAAUUAAUGCCUAACUGUCCUUCCAUAAGUCCUAAUCAAUGCCUAACUCUCCUUCCAUAAGUCCUAAUCAAUGCCUAACUGUCCUUCCAUAAGUCCUAACCAAUGCCUAACUGUCCUUCCAUAAGUCCUAACCAAUGCCUAACUGUCCUACCAUAAGUCCUAACCAAUGCCUAACUGUCCUUUUGAACAGGGACACAAAAAGUUGGUGUUGGAAGGCCUAUGUAAACACUACACUGCCCAGGAUGAUGCAAACAGAGGGCGGGGCAUAAUGAUUGACAGGUAAGAUUUACACUAACAGAUGUCUGCUUGGAAUAAUUGGUAGCAAAAUCUUACACUCACAGAAAUAACUGGUAGCCAUUUCUUACACUUACAAAAAUACUAUGCAACCAAUUCUUACACUUACAGAAAUAUCAUUUAACCAAUUCUUAAACCAUGAGGCUAUGAUUUAAUGAUAGACACGUAAGGCUGUAUUAUUGCUUUCUUUCUUUUAAAAGUAUUUUAACUUUUUUAUGCUCUUGUGCCACAAUGCUGCCAUCCAACUUUGGUGGAUGAGUGACCACUCUGACUUCCAACUUUGGUGGAUGAGUGACAACUCCGCCUUCCAACUUUGGUGGAUGACUUUUUUUUACAUGGGAUUGACAUCCUCUCAUAGAAUGGAUCUUUGACUGUGAUGACAAUUCCAUUCCAUCUGGCUGAAAUUUAUGAAGUUAUCCCAAGCAUUUAACUUGUUUUAAAUGGAGAUCUCAGCAUCUUUGCUAAACUUGGAAACAUCUGCCAUCAUGUUCACUUUCAUCUAUUUCUAUAUCUGAGAAAUCUCAUCCACUAUUUUUGUUGAACUAAUUUCAGUGAGGACCUGAUGACAGAGUCAACAUGCUUGACCACUUUACGUCAGAUUGAAGGCACCGUCAUUCUUCACAUUACACAAGCUGUUAAACAAGAUCGUGAACUGGGAUUACAGUUUAUCAAAUAUGUCAAGGUAAAACUAUUUUCUAGUCAAAUAAUUCCUAUGAUUGUCUACAUUCCUAUGAUGGUUUAGAUUCUUAGAAGCUAGCACCAUAACUUAGAGGCUAGCACCAUAACUUAGAGGCUGGCACCAUAACUUAGAGGCUGGCACCAUAACUUAGAGGCUGGCACCAUAACUUAGAGGCUGGCACCAUAAAUCAGAGGCUAGCAACAUAAUUUAAAGGAUAACACCAUAACUUAGAGGCUGGCAACAUAACUUAGAGGCUAGCAACAUAAUUUAAAGGAUAACACCAUAACUUAGAGGCUGGCAACAUAACUUAGAGGGUAGCAACAUAAUUUAAAGGAUAACAGCAUAACUUAGAGGCUGGCAACAUAACUUAGAGGCUAGCAACAUACUUUAAAGGAUAACAGCAUAACUUAGAGGCUGGCAACAUAACUUAGAGGCUAGCAACAUAAUUUAAAGGAUAACACCAUAACUUAGAGGGUAGCAACAUAAUUUAAAGGAUAACAGCAUAACUUAGAGGCUGGCAACAAAACUUAGAGGCUAGCAACAUAAUUUAAAGGAUAACACCAUAACUUGGAGGCUGGCAACAUAACUUAGAGGCUUUGAUACUAAUUUGCGCAAAAUGCCAUUUCUUGAUUUCCAUCUAAAAUUCCAUUUAAUUACGCUUUAUUGGCAAAAUGGCUCUAUAUGACGAUUACCGAUUGUCUCUAGACUAAUUCAUUAUUUGCUGUAUCUAGAGAGUUUAAAAACAAUUAACCAGUGAAGGCAUUUUAUAUCUAAAGCUUAUGCUCAAAAACGAUCUUAGCUAUAAAAAAAAAAGCUGUGUGCGCCUAUCAAGUUCCCCAGUGUGUCUCAAUCAAGUUCCCCAGUGUGUCUCAAUCAAGUUCCCCAGUGCGUCUCAAUCAAGCUCACCAGUGUCUCAAUCAAGUUCCCAGUGUGUCUCAGUCAAGUUCAUCAGUUUUUCUCAAUCAAGUUCAUUAGUGUGUCUCAAUCAAGUUCAUCAGUUUUUCUCAAUCAAGUUCACCACUGUGUCUCAAUCAAGUUUACCAGUGUGUCUCAAACAAGUUAAUCAGUGUGUCUCAAUCAAGUUUACCACUGUUUCUCAAGUACAUCAGCAUGUCUCAAUCAAGUACAUCAGUGUGUCUCAAUCGAGUUCACCAAUGUGUCUCAAUCAAGUACAUCAGCAUGUCUCUAUCAAGUACAUCAGUGUGUCUCAAUCAAGUUCAUCAGCGUUUCUCAGUCAAGUUCAUCAGUAUGUCUCCAUCAAGUUCAUCAGUGUGUCUCAAUCAAGUUCAUCAGUUUUUCUCAAUCAAGUUCACCGCUGUGUCUCAAUCAAGUUUACCAGUGUGUCUCAAUCAAGUUCAUCAGUGUGUCUCAAUCAAGUUCAGUACUGUGUCUCAAUCAAGUACAUCAGCAUGUCUCAAUCAAGUACAUCAGUGUGUCUCAAUCCAGUUUACCAAUGUGUCUUAAUCAAGUACAUCAGCAUGUCUCAAUGAAAUACAUCAGUGUGUCUCAAUCAAGUUCUCCAGCGUUUCUCAGUCAUGUUCAUCAGUAUGUCUCCAUCAAGUUCAUCAGUGUGUCUCAAUCAAGUUCAUCAGUGUGUCUCAAUCAAGUUUAUUCGUGUGUCUCAAUCAAGUUCAUCAGUGUGCCCCAAUCAAGUUCAUCAGUGUGUCUCAAUCAAGUUCAUCAGUGUGUCUCAAUCAAGUUCACCAGUGUAUCUCAAUCAAGUUCAUUAGUGUGACCCAAUCAAGUUCAUCAGUGUGUCUCAAUCAAGUUCAUCAGUUUUUCUCAAGUUCACCACUGUGUCGCAAUCAAGUUUACCAGUGUGUCUCAAUCAAGUUCAUCAGUGUGUCUCAAUCAAGUUCAGUACUGUGUCUCAAUCAAGUACAUCAGCAUGUCUCAAUCAAGUACAUCAGUGUGUCUCAGUCAGGUUUACCAAUGUGCCUUAAUCAAGUACAUCAGCAUGUCUCAAUCAAGUACAUCAGUGUAUGUCUCAAUCAAGUACAUCAGUGUAUGUCUCAAUCAAGUUCACCAGCGUUUCUCAGUCAUGUUCAUCAGUAUGUCUCCAUCAAGUUCAUCAGUGUGUCUCAAUCAAGUUCAUCAGUGUGUCUCAAUCAAGUUUAUUAGUGUGUCUCAAUCAAGUUCAUCAGUGUGUCUCAAUCAAUUUCAUCAGUGUGUCUCAAUCAAGUUCACCAGUGUGUCUCAAUCAAGUUCAUCAGUGUGUCUCAAUCAAGUUCAUCAGUGUGUCUAAAUCAAGUUCAUCAGUGUGUCUCAAUCAAGUUCAUCAGUGUGUCUAAAUCAAGUUCAUCAGUGUGUCUCAAUCAAGUUCAUCAGUGUGUCUCAAUCAAGUUCAUCAGUUUUUCUCAAGUUCACCACUGUGUCACAAUCAAGUUUAACAGUGUGUCUUAAUCAAGUUCAUCAGUGUGUCUCAAUCAAGUUCAGUACUGUGUCUCAAUCAAGUACAUCAGCAUGUCUCAAUCAAGUACAUCAGUGUGUCUCAGUCAGGUUUACCAAUGUGCCUUAAUCAAGUACAUCAGCAUGUCUCAAUCAAGUACAUCAGUGUAUGUCUCAAUCAAGUUCACAAGCGUUUCUCAGUCAUGUUCAUCAGUAUGUCUCCAUCAAGUUCAUCAGUGUGUCUCAAUUAAGUUCAUCAGUGUGUCUCAAUCAAGUUUAUUAGUGUGUCUCAAUCAAUUUCAUCAGUGUGUCUCAAUCAAUUUUAUCAGUGUGUCUCAAUCAAGUUCACCAGUGUGUCUCAAUCAAGUUCAUCAGUGUGUCUCAAUAAAGUUCAUCAGUGUGUCUAAAUCAAGUUCAUCAGUGUGUCUCAAUCAAAUUUCAUCAGUGUGUCUAAAUCAAGUUCAUCAGUGUGUCUCAAUCAAGUUCAUCAGUGUGUCUCAAUCAAGUUCAUCAGUGUGUUUUAUUCAGGAAUAAGCUUCAUUUUUAGUUUGAUGAAAUAUUCAAAUAUGCACAACAGUGCAACCUUUAAGCUUUUAUUAUAUUUCGUAAAGAGUGCAAACGUUUCUGAGAGAGCUACAAUAGUUUCCCUGGAAGCUUACAUUGAGUUAAGACAAUAGUUGCCAUCGAAGCUUAGAUUGAGUUUAGACAAUAGUUGCCAUCGAAGCUUAGAUUGAGUUGAGACAAUGGUUGCCAUGGAAGCUUACAUUGAGUUGAGACAAUGUUUGCCAUGGAAGCUUACAUUGAGUUGAUGAGUUCAUAUAGCCAAGGUGACGUGACCAGUUAAGUGUGAGAACCACUGUUUUACACUGAAUGGCUUGACCAACCUUGAAGAUUUCUUUACAAAUGUGUUCAUCAUUAAACAACUAUUUCACCUCAUUUGUCUCAUGGAUGAAAAUAUCAUUAAUCACAUCUUUAAACAAUGAAUUGUCUUCACUUGUAUGUGUCAACUCUUUUGUAUUUUUUGACAGAUUCUAAGUCAGUCAAGUGGCUCUAAGGUUGUUUCUCCAUUCAUCUUGUCUCUACUGCUGUCCAUUUCACAGCUCCAUCAUUUUGAAGAUCAGGUAUAGUGUGAAUUACUGUAAUUAUUAUAUUGAAGUUCUUGCACUUAAUACAUUAAAGUAAAAGCCACUUAUUAACACCUGUAGUCCUUGUGUUUAAUGUGGGCAGUAGGCAAUAAUGUAACUAUCACAUUUAGUAUAUAACUUAUCUGCAUGAAUUAAAUGGCAACUGUAGUCAUUAUCUUGGAUGUUAAUGUUGAGAAUAGAAAUAAUUUACUUUUAAUUAUAUUUAUGAACAUACACUUUGAUUAUUUACUAAACAUUACGAAUUGGUUAAAUUUUAAAUCAUCAUAUUAAGAAGAUAACAUGAAACUGAAUGUCAUAGUCAUAACAGACUAGUCAAUGAAACUGAAUGUCACAGUCAUAACAGACUAGUCAAUGAAACUGAAUGUCACAGUCAUAACAGACUAGUCAAUGAAACUGAAUGUCACAGUCAAAACAGAUUAGUCAAUGAAACUGAAUGUCACAGUCAUAACAGAUUAGUCAAUGAAACUGAAUGUCACAGUCAUAACAGAUUAGUCAAUGCAACUGAAUGUCACAGUCAAAACAGACUAGUCAAUGGAACUGAAUGUCACAGUCAAAACAGAUUAGUCAAUGAAACUGAAUGUCACAGUCAUAACAGACUAGUCAAUGAAACUGAAUGUCACAGCCAUAACAGACUAGUCAAUGAAACUGAAUGUCACAGCCAUAACAGACUAGUCAAUGGAACUGAAUGUCACAGUCAUAACAGAUUAGUCAAUGCAACUGAAUGUCACAGCCAUAACAGACUAGUCAAUGAAACUGAAUGUCACAGUCAUAACAGACUAGUCAAUGAAACUGAAUGUCACAGCCAUAGCAGACUAGUCAAUGAAACUGAAUGUCACAGUCAUAACAGACUAGUCAAUGAAACUGAAUGUCACAGUCAACACAGAUUAGUCAAUGAAACUGAAUGUCACAGUCAUAUCAGAAUUAUCAAAGAAACUGAAUAUCACAGUCAUAACAGUUGAGUCAAUGCAAUUGAACUAUCACUUAAGUGCAUUAUUGGAGGCAUACUUAAAUUUAACUUCCUACUCAUAACUUCCUACUCAUAACUUCCUACUCAUAACUUCCUACUCAUACUACUAUCAACACUUAUGUUCUUCAAGACAAGCUUGUUUAGCUGUGUUCUUACAACACUCUUUAGCUGAACCCUUGUCACCAAGAAUUGCUAUUAUUAAACCGGCAUUAAAUGGCUGGCGAGAUGGCGUUCAGCUCUAGACACAUUGCCAUGAAAUGACUGGUGAGAUGGCUUUCAGUUUUUUGACACAAUGCCAUGAAAGGACUGAUGAGAUGGCUUUUAGUUCUAGACACAUUGCCGUGAGAUGGCUUUCAGUUCUAGACACAAUGCCAUGAAAGGACUGAUGAGAUGGCUUUCAGUUCUAGACACAUUGCCAUGAAAGGACUGAAUGAGAUGGCUUUCAGCUCUAGACACAUUGCCGUGAAAGGACUGAUGAGAUGGCUUUCAGUUCUAGACACAUUGCCGUGAGAUGGCUUUCAGCUCUAGACACAUUGCCAUGAAAGGACUGAUGAGAUGGCUUUCAGUUCUAGACACAUUGCCAUGAAAGGACUGAUGAGAUGGCUUUCAGUUCUAGACACAUUGCCGUGAGAUGGCUUUCAGCUCUAGACACAUUGCCAUGAAAGGACUGAUGAGAUCGCUUUCAGCUCUAGACACAUUGCCGUGAGAUGGCUUUCAGUUCUAAACACAUUACAAUGAAAGGACUGAUGAGAUGGCUUUCAGCUCUAGACACAUUGCCAUGAAAGGACUGAUGAAAAAGCUUUCAGCUCUAGACACAUUGCCGUGAGAUGGCUUUCAGUUCUAAACACAUUACAAUGAAAGGACUGAUGAGAUGGCUUUCAGUUCUAGACACAUUGCCGUGAGAUGGCUUUCAGUUCUAAACACAUUACAAUGAAAGGACUGAUGAGAUGGCUUUCAGUUCUAGACACAUUGCCAUUAAAGGACUAAUGAGAUGGCUUUCAGUUCUAGACACAUUGCCGUGAGAUGGCUUUCAGCUCUAGACACAUUGCCAUGAAAGGACUAAUGAGAUGGCUUUCAGUUCUAGACACAUUGCCGUGAGAUGGCUUUCAGCUCUAGACACAUUGCCAUGAAAUGACUGAUGAGAUGGCUUUCAGUUCUAGACACAUUGCCGUGAGAUGGCUUUCAGCUCUAGACACAUUGCCAUGAAAGGACUGAUGAGAUGGCUUUCAGCUCUAGACACAUUGCCAUGAAAGGACUGAUGAGAUGGCUUUCAGUUCUAGACACAAUGCCAUGAAAGGACUGAUGAGAUGGCUUUCAGUUCUAGACACAUAGCAGUGAGAUGGCUUUCAGCUCUAGACACAUUGCCAUGAAAGGACUGAUGAGAUGGCUUUCAGUUCUAGACACAUUGCCAUGAAAGGACUGAUGAGAUGGCUUUCAGUUCUAGACACAUGGCCAUGAAAGGAUUGAUGAGAUGGCUUUCAGUUCUAGACACAUGGCCAUGAAAGGAUUGAUGAGAUGGCUUUCAGUUCUAGACACAUGGCCAUGAAAGGAUUGAUGAGAUGGCUUUCAGUUCUAGACACAUGGCCAUGAAAGGAUUGAUGAGAUGGCUUUCAGUUCUAGACACAUGGCCAUGAAAGGAUUGAUGAGAUGGCUUUCAGUUCUAGACACAUGGCCAUGAAAGGAUUGAUGAGAUGGCUUUCAGUUCUAGACACAUGGCCAUGAAAGGACUGAUGAGAUGGCUUUCAGUUCUAGACACAUGGCCAUGAAAGGAUUGAUGAGAUGGCUUUCAGUUCUAGACACAUUGCCAUGAAAGGACUGAUGAGAUGGCUUUCAGCUCUAGACACAUGGCCAUGAAAGGACUGAUGAGAUGGCUUUCAGUUCUAGACACAUGGCCAUGAAAGGAUUGAUGAGAUGGCUUUCAGUUCUAGACACAUUGCCAUGAAAGGACUGAUGCGAUGGCUUUCAGUUCUAGACACAUUGCCGUGAGAUGGCUUUCAGUUCUAGACACAUUGCAGUGAGAUGGCUUUCAGUUCUAGACACAUUGCCAUGAAAGGACUGGUGAGAUGGCUUUCAGUUCUAGACACAUUGCCAUGAAAGGACUGGGGAGAUGGCUUUUAGUUCUAGACACAUUGCCAUGAGAUGGCUUUCAGUUCUAGACACAUUCCCGUGAGAUGGCUUUCAGUUCUAGACACAUUGCCGUGAGAUAGCUUUCAGUUCUAGACACAUUGCCAUGAAAGGACUGGUGAGAUGGCUUUCAGCUCUAGACACAUUGCCGUGAGAUGGCUUUCAGUUCUAGACACAUUGCCAUGAAAGGACUGAUGAGAUUGCUUUUAGUUCUAGACACAUUGCCAUGAGAUGGCUUUCAGUUCUAGACACAAGGCCAUGAAAGGACUGAUGAGAUGGCUUUCAGUUCUAGACACAUUACCAUGAAAGGACUGAUGAGAUGGCUUUCAGCUCUAGACACAUUGCCAUGAAAGGACUGAUGAGAUGGCUUUCAGUUCUAGACGCACUACCAUGAAAGGACUGAUGAGAUGGCUUUCAGUUCUAGACACAUUGCCAUGAAAGGACUGAUGAGAUGGCUUUCAGUUCUAGACACAUUACCAUGAAAGGACUGAUGAGAUGGCUUUCAGUUCUAGACACAUUGCCAUGAAAGGACUGAUGAGAUGGCUUUUAGUUCUAGAUACAUUGCCCUGAGAUUGCUUUCAGUUCUAGACACAUUGCCAUGAAAGGACUGAUGAGAUGGCUUUCAGUUCUAGACACAUUGCCGUGAGAUGACUUUCAGCUCUAAACACAUUACAAUGAAAGGACUGAUGAGAUGGCUUUCAGUUCUAGACACAUUGCCGUGAGAUGGCUUUCAGCUCUAAACACAUUACAAUGAAAGGACUGAUGAGAUGGCUUUCAGUUCUAGACACAUAGCCUUAUUGAUUAUAGAAAUAAAAGUAGUUUUCAUCCUCAUACAUUCAUUUCAUCCUCACACAUUCAUUUCAUCCUCAUACAUUCAUUUCAUCCUCACACAUUCAUUUCAUCCUCACACAUUCAUUUCAUCCUCACACAUUCAUUUCAUCCUCACACAUUCAUUUCAUCCUCACACAUUCAUUUCAUCCUCACACAUUCAUUUCAUCCUCACACAUUCAUUUCCUUAUGUUUUCAGAUCUUUGACUUUUUGAAAAGCACUAUAAUAAAAUGCCUACGGUAUGAAGAAAAACAACAGCUGUCGCUGUGGCUGAGAGAGUGUUGCCCAAUAGGUCCUAAGACAAUGGACCUUGUGCUAGAGGCUGUUGAACACAGGUAAUGAUGAAACAAUUCAUGGUUCCCAAUAGGUCCUAAGACAAUGGGCCUAGUGCAAGAGGCUGUUGAACACAGGUACUGAUGAAACAAUUCAUGGUUCCCAAUAGGUCCUAAGAAAAUGGACCUAGUGCAAGAGGCUGUUGAACAUAGGUAAUGAUGAAACAAUUCAUGGUUCCCAAUAGGUCCUAAGACAAUGGACCUAGUGCUAGAGGCUGUUGAACACAGGUAAUGAUGAAACAAUUCAUGGUUCCCAAUAGGUCCUAAGAAAAUGGACCAAGUGCUAGAGGCUGUUGAACAUAGGUAAUGAUGAAACAAUUCAUGGUUGCCAAUAGGUCCUAAGACAAUGGACCUAGUGCUAGAGGCUGUUGAACAUAGGUAAUGAUGAAACAAUUCAUGGUUCCCAAUAGGUCCUAAGACAAUGGACCUAGUGCUAGAGGCUGUUGAACACAGGUAAUGAUGAAACAAUUCAUGGUUCCCAAUAGGUCCUAAGACAAUGGACCUAGUGCUAGAGGCUGUUGAACAUAGGUAAUGAUGAAACAAUUCAUGGUUCCCAAUAGGUCCUAAGACAAUGGACCUAGUGCUAGAGGCUGUUGAACACAGGUACUGAUGAAACAAUUCAUGGUUGCCAAUAGGUCCUAAGACAAUGGACCAAGUGCUAGAGGCUGUUGAACACAGGUACUGAUGAAACAAUUCAUGGUUGCCAAUAGGUCCUAAGACAAUGGACCUAGUGCUAGAGGCUGUUGAACACAGGUAAUGAUGAAACAAUUCAUGGUUCCCAAUAGGUCCUAAGACAAUGGACCUAGUGCUAGAGGCUGUUGAACAUAGGUACUGAUGAAACAAUUCAUGGUUGCCAAUAGGUCCUAAGACAAUGGACCUAGUGCUAGAGGCUGUUGAACACAGGUACUGAUGAUGUUUUCAAAUAGAUCUGAAGUAGAAAUGAAAAGUUGGAGUAUAUUUUGACAGAAUAUCUAGUACUAAAAAUAGAACAUAUCCUAACUUUUAAAUUGUGACGGUUCUUUAAUUUACUCAGUACUUAUGACUGGGAUCAUGUGACUCAAGGUCUGGUCAUCCUUGGAUUUGGACUCAUGGACAGCUUUGGACCAAAGAUUGUGCUCGGUGUCUUACAAGACAAUGCUUCCAACAAAGGACACCUUACCCCAACACAACUAGCUUGCCAGCUUGGUCAUAAAAUACUGUUAAAAACUUUCAAAGUAAGAUUAUCUGAGAAUGAAACUUUUUCCAUCAUUCUUUGUAAGAUAUCAAACGUAUAUAUGCUAUAGUUUCUAUGAUUGCUUUGUUAGAUAUCAAUAGUAAAUAAGCUAUAUUUUCAAUGACCAUUUUGAUGUUGUCUUUCAUUAAAUUAACAUUUCUUUUAUAUCUCAAACUUUAAAAGUUUGUUGUCUAUUGCCAAAACAGUUCUAUAAAAAAAGGGAAGUAAUGCUCACUUAAAUGGAUAAGGGAAGUAAUGCUCUUUUAAAUGGCUAUCUAUUAGCAUUGCCUGAUCAAAUUCUAUCAUUUAAUCAUAACAAAAAUCAAUGAGUGUGAUCAACUGUCCUGUUUUUGUACAUAUGUAUCAAUAAUUAGUCCUGUUGUACACAUGUAUCCAUAAUUUGUCCUGUUGAACACAUGUAUUAAUCAUUUUUCCUGUUGUACACAUGUAUUAAUCAUUUGUCCUGUUGUACUCAUGUAUUAAUCAUUUGUCCUGUUGUAAUUUUUUACCUGUCUUGUUACAUUUUAUUUUAUUACCUGGCUUAACCAAAGAUUCAGUUCACAAGCCCAUUCAUUUAACCAAAGAUUCAGUUCACAAGCCCAUUCAUUCAACUAAAGAUUCAGUUCACAAGCCCAUUCUAUUAACCAAAGAUUCAGUUCACAAGUCCAUUCAUGUAAUAAAAGAUUCAGUUCACAAGCCCAUUCCUUCAUUCAAAGAUUCAAUUCACAAGCCCAUUCAUUUUAACCAAAGAUUCAGUUCACAAGCCAAUUCAUUUAACCAAAGAUUCAGUUCACAAGCCCAUUCAUGCGACCAAAGGUUCAGUUCACAAGCCCAUUCAUUUUAAUUCAUUCUAAAAAUUUAUACUUCAUUACAAUUUAAAAUAACUUUAAUAAAACAGUGGAUAAAUCAUUUUUAUUCUUGCUCGUGACUUUGUAAUCUUAUAAAAUGGUGGACUUUGUAAUCUUAUAAAAUGGUGGACUUUGUGAUCUUAUAAAAUGGUGGACUUUGUAAUCUUAUAAAAUGGUGGACUUUGUAAUCUUAUAAAAUGGUGGACUUUGUGAUCUUAUAAAAUGGUGGACUUUGUGAUCUUAUAAAUGGUGGACUUUGUGAUCUUAUAAAAUGGUGGACUUUGUAAUCUUAUAAAAUGGUGGACUUUGUGAUCUUAUAAAAUGGUGUGUUUGAUCUGUCUCUGAUCAGUUUCCAUCUGUUUGAUAUAUUGAAAGGUUCAUGAGGUUGUCAGGAGUGAGAUCUUGGAUCAGAUAUUUAACCACAUUAUGAAAGCCAGGACACCCGUCUCACACUAUCUUGGUGAGUGACUAUAUCUAUGUACACCUAGUGUAUGAAGGCAGCGUGACUAUAUCUAUGUACACCUAGUGUAUGAUGGCAGUGUGACUAUAUCUAUGCACACCUAGUGUAUGAUGGCAGUGUGACUAUCUAUGUACACCUAGUGUAUGAUGGCAGUGUGACUAUAGAUAUCUAUGUACACCUAGUGUAUGAUGGCAGUGUGACUAUUGAUAUCUAUGUACACCUAGUGUAUGAUGGCAGUGUGACUAUAUAGAUAUCUAUGUAUAUCUACUGUAGAAUGCCACUGUGACUUUAGAUAUCAAUGUAUAUCUACUGUAGAAUGGCAGUGUGACUAUAUAGAUAUCUAUGUAUAUCUACUGAAGAAUGGCACUGUGACUAUAUAGAUAUCUAUGUAUAUCUACUGUAGAAUGGCAGUGUGACUACAUAUGUAUUUACCUGUAAUAAUUAAAACAUUAAAAACAAACAAUGGAUUGCAUCCAACUUUGAAGUGGUCAUACCUCUUGACCCAGAAAACCCAUUAACUUCAGCAGUUGUAAUUUUUUAAAUGCGCAAAUUUAGGUGACUAGCACUGUGGUAAACUUCAAAAGGUAAUUUGACUUAAACCACUAUAAAUGGACGACCAUCUCAGAUAUUGCCCCGAAUCAUAAUUUUAUUUCUUGGUCUAUUUUCUGCUGAAUAUUCUGUUUAUCUGAGAUAUAAAGGGCAGUUUUAAGAGCUGCAAUUUAAAAAAAUAAUCAAAUUUAUUAUGUGGAUAACACCAGGUCAAAUACGCUCGUAUUAAAUAUGUUGGACAAAUUGAAGACUUUCGCUCUAAAUAAAAAUCCGUCAGGUUUCGUUCCCCAUAUUUUUAGCUUAAUUUUUGUUGCCCGUACUCAUGACCCUGUCCUCCCAUGUUUAGCCCUCUUGUUUGUUCAGAGAGUUCAGGGAAGAGGGUCGGUAGAGGAGCUUUUAAAAGAUUGGUUUAUAAAUAGCUGUUAACAAACUGCAUUUUUAUAGCUUAAAUGAAAGUUGUUAUUGCAAAGCUGCGUGUCAUCCGUGACAUUAUUCUUUUAUUUUUCACUAGUUAAAAAUCUAUUUAAAUGAUGCCCUAUCUAUUUUCAGAUCUGCUAUCUGACGCAGUUUACACCGCACCUCAACUCUUACUAGAGUCCAUCAGCAAAAUUCAGGAACUUAUUGUCCAAGUUCCUCAGCUGACACCCAAGACUGCUGAGGGUUUACUGUCUGCCAUACAGCCCCUGCUCAAACUCAAUGCUUUCCUCAAGGAUACACUCAUGCUUGUACUUAGAAAAGCUAUGUUUUCAAGGUAUUUCAUUUGUCACAUCUGUUUUAUCAGUAGAUGGAUUUAAUUUAUGAAUUCAGUCACUAUGCCUUAUUUUAUGAGCAAUCUGAAGAUAGUUCAACAUUUAAUUCUUAUGAGAAUGUGGGAGGAAUGUGGAGCCAUGAACAUAUACGUGGCAGCUGCAGAAUUGAUGGAAUAUCAUGUCAUCCCAGAAAAAAACUGCCCAUUUGUUGUAGAUUCGUCGAGAUUUUAAAAUAGUUCCAACCUUACGAAAUUCCAACAACCUAUGCUCAUUGUUUUAUUUAUUAUGUCAGACCCUAGGGUUCUUAAGGCGAAAUCUAAAGAUUGGCAACUCCUGUGUGAAAGAAAGAGCAUAUAAAGCCUUUAUCCGUCCGAUUUUAGAUUAUGCAUCUUCAGUCUGGGACCCAUUUACCCAGAAGAGCAUUGACAGGUUGGAGACGGUCCAGCGACGAGCAGCACGCUUUGUCCUAAACCGCUACAGGAAUACCUCUAGUGUUGGCAGCAUGCUAGAAACACUAGGCUGGUCACCAUUGGAGAAACGACGACGACAAUCCAGGCUCUCCAUGAUAGGCUCUCCAUGAUGUACAAGAUAAAUAAUGGGCUGGUCCACUGUUCCAGUAUUAAACAGAAACUCGUCCCUCUCCCCCAUAGACAGCGACGAGGCCAUGACAGGCAAUUCAGGCUCAUACCAGCAAGAACUCAGUACAGGAGCUGCUCAUUCCUGCCCAAGACAAUCAGGGACUGGAACAUUCUUUCAAAAGGAACGGUUGAGGCGACAACACUAGACACAUUUGUGUCUAUUGCCUCAAGCCAUCAAACCCCUAGUGCAUGAUUUCCUCAUCAACACCAAUAACAGAAACAUUGCAAAUCCCAUUUACAUGCAUAGGAGCCAAAAUUAUCAAUAAAUUGAUCGUGGGCCCAUUAAGAUAUAGAAGAAGAAGAUCCUUGGGAUUAUCUCCGCUUAUUAUGUAUAUAAAAUUUAAUUGUUUUUUUUUGUUUAGGAAAGGGAGUAUGAAUAGACUAUUAGUUUUUUAUUUUUAAGUAAUGAAAAAAAAUACAAUUAAUUACUUAUUAAGUGUGUCUAAUAAUUGAUUUUUGUUACAGACAGCUGGACUCGCGCAAAAUAGGGGUACUAGGAUUUCUCUUGAUUUUAAAACAUUUUCGUGUACUUGGUGGUCUCCCUUCCAGUCAAGUCAGUCAACCCAUAUCUUUAAGUCAGGCAAGUUGAAUGAGUUAUAACAGCCUGUAUAUUCUAAAUUAUAUUACGAAGGGAGAGACUGCAGUCAGGUUAGAUAGAAGGAAAUAUAUCAAACAAAGUAUGGGAAGGACUUUCUCAAACUUCGUUUCACAUAUUUCCUGUAUAUUCUAUGGUUUCAGGUAAUAUUAUUUUUACCUGUUUUAAACAAAAUUAUCAUUUAUUUUUUAAAAAUAUAAAAAUAUCAUUGUAUGCAAAAACGGUGUGAUAUUUUCACAAUUAUUUUAAUUAUGUAAACAAUUUUAAAAAAAAUUAAUAUCUGAUUGUAUAUUACAUUCAGCCUUAGUUAAAAGAAAAAUCAGAUUCCAUAUUACAUUUAGCUGCUGUUAAAAAAAUCAGAUUCCAUGUUACAUUUAUCUUCUGUUAAAAUAAAUCAGAUGCCAUGUUACAUUUAUCUUCUGUUAAAAUAAAUCAGAUUCCAUGUUACAUUUAGCUUCAGGUAGAUGUGCAUUCACGUUACAAUGCAGCGAGCAAUGAAGCCCUUUGCCUAGAAAUUGUGGGCAACUUGAGGAGAUGUUUCACUCAACAAGCAGAUAUAAGACUGAGCAUAUAUCAGGUCAGUGUUUAAAAUAAUUUAUAUUCAUGGUUCUUCCAUUUUAACUGAUUCCCGAUGAGAGUGCUGAUGGGAGUGUUACUUCUAUACUUAAUUUUUAUACCUGAACAAAGGGAAGUAACAAAUAACAAGCAGUGACCAAGAAAUCUAUUUUCGGCAUAUCGGAUGAACUUAUGUUAGGUCUAGACAAACCAUACUAGAUAGAAAGUGAAGCAAGAUAACAACUUCAGUUUUUAAAAAAAUAGAAAUCACACCAUCACUGGAUUUCUUGAGGGAUGCUAGAUUUCGUUACUAUUUUUAAAUAAAAAUGAGAGAGAUGCACACAGGAUGCUCUUGGGCACAUCAUUGGAAACGCCCAAGGUCACAUUUAGUUGCAACCAAUGGAACACCUGCAAGGUCACAUUUAGUUGCAACCAAUGGAACACCUGCAAGGUCACAAUUAGUUGCAACCAAUGGAAUACCCCAAGGUCACAUUUAGUUGCAACCAAUGGAAUACCCCAAGGUCACAUUUAGUUGCAACCAAUGGAACACCCGCAAGGUCACAAUUAGUUGCAACCAAUGGAACACCCGCAAGGUCACAAUUAGUUGCAACCAAUGGAACACCCGCAAGGUCACAAUUAGUUGCAACCAAUGGAAUACCCCAAGGUCACAAUUAGUUGCAACCAUCAGGAGUGAGUUAAAUGUUCUAUCUUGGAAUGUUUUUUAUAUAACUAACAGCUCCACAAUUAUAGAAAUAUAAUUGUUUGGUCCUUCUUAGUAUUAAGAGAAAGUUUUGAAUGUCAUGUGCAGAGGGACAAGAAGGAGGUGGAGAGAGAAUAUGAAACAUGGAGGAAUAUGUGCUGCAUUUUGAAGGUUUGCUCUUGCAAUGAUUUAAGUCUAUAUCUUAUAGCAUUGGAAUAGAUAUCGGCCAUAUGUGUGCGUUGUAAAGUAUGUGAAGUGUAUAAGAUCAUGACAAUUAUAUCAUUCCAACCAACUAGGAGUCUUAUUUUAUAUUGUGAAUUGAAAUAUGUGAUAAAAGAUACAGUGCUAAAAACCAUCAGAUCGGUCUGGUGCUUCCAUAGCAGUAAGUUAUCUUAAUAAUUAGACAGCACUGAAUAGGCAGCAAGCCACAGCUGCAACACUGGUGAUAUAGAGAUUAAUUAUAAGUAACACAGAAGCAUGGGUGCCCGCAGAAAACUUUCUAGGGGGGGGACAAAAAAAAUCGAUUAACUUUCCAGGGGGGUGGAGGGGGGCAAAAAUUUUUUAGUAAUGUUUUAAUAUAGUUUUAAUUUACUGUAGCGUAUUGUAUGGUGAACGAACGGACAGGACAUCAGCUUAGUUACUUUCUCUUUAUUUUCUCUUUACUUUCUCUUUACUUUCUCUUUACUUUAAUACAUUUUUUGUCUAUUUUUGUAUAAAAAUGUUUUAUCCAAUCAAUCCAGGAGGGGGCAAGUGCCCCCCCUUGUGUCCCUCUGCGGGCGCCCAUGUAUAGAAGAUGUAGUGUUAAACAGGACCCUUACAAUAACGUUGCACAUUUUUAAAGAAUAAAUUUUGGUUUAAAGUGACUUCGAUAAAACUAACCUAGUGGUAGUUUCGUCAAAUAUUUUGAAAUAAUUGUCCUCAUUUCAGGGUCUCUAUGAUGUUCUUCACAAAAAUUCCCAGCUGGUAAAUCCAGUGUUGGACAUGCUGCUUUCACAGGUAUGUUACAUGCGUUUCUAAUUUCAACGAAAAAGACUGAUGCAGUUAUUUGACAAUUAUAAUAGUUAAAGGACUGCAUUCAAGCCUAGUAAAUGAAAUAGCAAAACAAGAGGUAUGUGGAAGCUUGUAUGGGGGUUUUCUCAUCUCCUUCACUGAUUAUCUUUAGACAGGACAGAAAUCUAGGUGACCUUCUGGUUCAUAGUCGCCUUCGAUCUGAACCGUCUUACGUUGGUACUAAACCAUGCUAAGAGGCCGCUGCAGGACUUGUCCCUUUAAACUCCAAAUGGAAAGCAUUAGCCUCCCUAAAGAUACCUUUACCAUUAAAGAGGGUUUCACCUGUGUCAGCCGUAAUGUAAUUAUGCGAUUGUGUGCCGUCGAUGCCAAUCUAGUUACAUAGGUGAAACUGAGAGAAGUUAGGCUCAUAGGUUUACUGAACAUCUCUGGGAUAUUGAACAAGGUAAACCUUCACCAGUCUCUUCUCAUUUCAACAGCGAUGAACAUAAAGGUGCAUUGGAUGUAACCAUUACGGCAUUGAUUUCAUGCAGUAACACACCAGAUAGGGUUAAAAUGGAAAAUAAAUGUAUUCAUCUGUUUGGCACCAUAUCUCCAUAUGGUAUUAAUCAAAUACUAUCCUACUGAUGUUGCUUUGUUUCCCUAUAUUUCAUCUAUUUUCUUAUUGCUGUGUGUUUAUGUAUCCCUGGAUAUUCUGGUCCAUUAUUUUUGUGGACCUUAUUUUUCACAGUGUCAAUAUUUAUAUUCUCUCGCUUACUGUGUUCGCACUUCCGGCGACAACAAUGGAUAUUUAUUGAGUUGUUUACUGCGCUCUGUUCUUUGUGAUAUAUUCAUUUGUACUGUGAGCUGAAGAAGGCUCUAUGCCAAAACGUUGUAAUCUUUUUGUCCUGUUCCACAUACCUCGUUCUGCUAUUUCAAUUAUCUGACAAUUAAUUGGUAAAAGAAAGAAUGAUGUGCAAUACAGAUUAGCUGCAAAUAAUUCUACACAGUGCAAGCACGGUGAAACAAAUGAUUAUUGUUGACACAUAAAAUAGUGUAACGGUAUCCUCCCAGUUGUUAAAGCAAAGUUCACCAGCUCUUCAGUUCAUCAGCUCUUUAGUUCAUCAACUCUUCAGUUCAUCAGGUUUUCAGUUCAUCAGCUCUUUAGUUCAUUUGAUCACAGAUGCUCUUACGUUUCAUUUUUGGUUACAGCUGAAGAAAUACUAUGAACCUAAUGAGGGCCUCCCCCCUUUGAGAUUAGAACCCUGUAUCAUUACACAGGGAGAGCAAGUUUAUUUAGCUGAACCUUUGGUAAGUAUUAUAACACAGGGAAAGUUUCAUAACACAGGGAGAGUAAGUUUCAUAACACAGGGACAGUAAGUUUAUUCAGCUGAACAUUUGGUAUGUACUUUACAAUGGAACCUUUAGUCUAUGAUGUCUUUAAAACUAUUAUUGAUUUAAUAAAAUGUUUAGAAUGAAAUCAAAUUUGUAUGCAUCAGACCAUAAACCUUUUAAUCUAGUAAAACACCUAUGAUGGUCAAAGAAAAUGAUUUCUUCUAUAGAGAAGACUUCAGACCUGGCUGUCUAGGACUUUUAGGAUGCUGACUAGUUUAUUCAUAUCUAGGCCACAGCUGCUUGUACAUUUAGAAAAUAAUCAAGUUAGGUUUACUGCACAAUAUUUACAUACCAUGGCAAUUUUAUUUAAAUUUUAACACUAUUUUUGAUUACUAAAUUAGUCCCAUUUAGUCGGCUGUGCCCAGCAAUGUCUCAGGGAAUCCAUUAAAAUACUCAGCAACACAAGCCCAACUGAUGAUGAUGAUGAGCCAGAGUCCAGUCGGGAGCCACAUGGUGUAGAGGAGCUGCAGAAUAUUCUGGAAACUAUGACCAAACGAAUUAUUAAGGCUGACAUGGAAGAUUUUGAGUUGGUGAGAUUAAGGAGCAAUUGAUAUAAUUUUAAGAUUAAAUUUGGUGAGAUUAGGAAGUAAUUGAUACAAGUGUAAGAUUAAAUUUGGUGAGAUUAAGGAGCAAUUGAUAUAAGUUUAAGAUUAAAUUUGGUGAGUUUAGGAAGCAAUUGAUACAAGUGUAAGAUUUUAAAAAAAAUUAUAAAUGCGUAAAGUUUAUGCUUUUGAAAAAAAUUAUUAACAACAAAUCAGUGGAUCUAAUCAACUAAUUAACUAAUAAAUGGAUAGGUCCUAACAAGUCAAUGGAUAGGUCCUAACAAAUCAAUGGAUAAGUCCUAUCAAAUCAGUGGAUAGGUCCUAACAAAUCAGUGGAUAGGUCCUAACAAAUCAGUGGAUAGGUCCUAACAAAUCAGUGGAUAAGUCCUAACAAAUCAAUGGAUAUUCCUAACAAGUCAAUGGAUAGGUCCUAACAAAUGAAUGGAUAGGUACUAAAAAAUUCAAUGGAUAAGUCCUAAGAAGUUGAUGGCUUUACAGAAAACUGGUUUGUUUAGAAAGCCAAAGUAUUCAUCAUUGAAUGUUUCUUGUUGUUUUUUUUCUUCUUUCAACAGGAUAAGAGCGCUGACUUUUCCCUAGCCACUGGUGUAGGUGUCAGAAAUAACAUAUUCGCCAUACUUCUUUUAGGGCUCUAUGAAGUGCUCAUGGAAUUCUCAUUUGAGACAGGCAAAUUCAGGUCAGUCUUGAGAAAUCUCAGGCUAAAUUAUAGAGCAUUUGAGAUUUGUGCAUAGAGGACAUUAAGUGCAGCAUAUAGAGGACAGUACAUGCAGCAUAUAGAGGACUGUACAUGUAGUCUAAUCAUUAAGAAAAUUCACAUUUCAAUUUGAAAAAACUUAACGUCUAAUCAUGUUUCCUUUAGUCCUGAGAGCUGUAAGCAAGUUCUGGAACUGUUCAGUAAACACAACCAACUUGGAUCAGUGGUCAGAGACAAAAGUGCAGCAGGUGCUGGGAAGAAAGGAAAAGUAACCCAACCAAAAACAACAAACUUCUCUCUUCUCUCCUUGCCGUGCAUCAUCAAUUUUAUCAAAGCCAUCUUCAAGUAAGUCUGAGAUUCAAUAAAAAUGAUUCACAUGAAAUGACACUUCUCCACUUGGACUGGCCUACUAUGACACUUCUCCACUAGGACUGACCUACUAUGACACUUCUCCACUAGGACUGACCUACUAUGACACUUCUCCACUAGGAAUGGCCUACUAUGACAAAAGACACUUCUCCACUAGGACUGGCCUACUAUGACAAAAGAAAAUUCUCCACUAGGACUGGCCUACUAUGACAAAAGACACUUCUCCACUAGGACUGGCCUACUAUGACAAAAGACACUUCUCCACUAGGACUGGCCUACUAUGACACUUCUCCACUAGGACUGGCCUACUAUGACAAAAGACACUUCUCCACUAGGACUGACCUACUAUGACACUUCUCCACUAGGACUGGCCUACUAUGACAAAAGACACUUCUCCACUAGGAGGACUGACCUACUAUGACAAAAAACACUUCUCCACUAGGACUGACCUACUAUGACAAAAGACACUUCUCCACUAGGACUGACCUACUAUGACAAAAGACACUUUUCCACUAGGACUGACCUACUAUGGCAAAAGACACUUCUCCAUUAGGACUGACCUAUGACACUUCUCUACUAGGACUGACCUACUAUGACAAUGGACACUUCUCAACUAGGACUGGUCUACUAUGGCAAAUGACACCUCCACUAGGACUGGUCUACUAUGACAAAUGCCACCUCCACUAGGACUGGUCUACUAUGACAAAUGACACUUCUCCACUAGGACUGGUCUACUAAGGCAAAUGACACCUCCAUUAGGACUGGUCUACUAUGACAAAAGACACUUCUCCACUAGGACUGACCUACUAUGACACUUCUCCACUAGGACUGGCCUACUAUGACAAAAGACACUUCUCCACUAGGAGGACUGACCUACUAUGACAAAAAACACUUCUCCACUAGGACUGACCUACUAUGACAAAAGACACUUCUCCACUAGGGCUGACCUACUAUGACAAAAAACACUUUUCCCACUAGGACUGACCUACUAUGACAAUAGACACUUCUCCACUAGGACUGACCUACUAUGACAAAAGACACUUUUCCACUAGGACUGACCUACUAUGACAAAAGACACUUUUCCACUAGGACUGACCUAUGACAUUUCUCUACUAGGACUGACCUACUAUGACAAAUGACACCUCCACUAGGACUGGUCUACGAUGACAAAUGCCACCUCCACUAGGACUGGUCUACUAUGACAAAUGCUAAGUUAAAGCUGGUUUUACUAUUCAUUUUGAUAUAUCAGAUUUUGCUUGUUAUGUAACAUUAGCUAUAAAACUGUUUAAAAUAUGAUUGUUAUGUAACAUUAGCUAGAAAACUGUUUAAAAUAUGAUUGUUAUGUAACAUUAGCUAUAAAACUGUUCAAAAUAUGAUUGUUAUGUAACAUUAGCUAAAAAACUGUUUAAAAUGUGAUUGUUAUGUAACAUUAGCUAUAAAACUGUUUAAAAUAUGAUUGUUAUGUAACAUUAUCUAGAAACUGUUUAAAAUAUGAUUGUUAUGUAACAUUAUCUAGAAACUAUUUAAAGUAUGAUUGUUAUGUAACAUUAGCUAUAAAACUGUUUAAAAUGUGAUUGUUAUGUAACAUUAUCUAGAAACUGUUUAAAAUGUGAUUGUUAUGUAACAUUAGCUAUAAAACUGUUUAAAAUAUGAUUGUUAUGUAACAUUAGCUAUAAAACUGUUUAAAAUAUGAUUGUUAUGUAACAUUUGCUAUAAAACUGUUUAAAAUGUGAUUUUUAUGUAACAUUAGCUAGAAAACUGUUUAAAAUAUGAUUGUUAUGUAACAUUUGCUAUAAAACUGUUUAAAAUAUGAUUGUUAUGUAACAUUAGCUAGAAAACUGUUUAAAAUAUGAUUGUUAUGUAACUUGAGCUAUAAAGCUAUUUGAAACAUGAUUGUUGUGUAAAAUUAGCUUUACUAUAAAGCUGUUUUAAAUAUGUUUGUUCUAUUUUUAAAGACUAGCAAAUAGAAAACUUAGGAGUAAUGUGACAGUAGUUAAAGUUUCAUUACAAAUUUACAGUUUCUUUUUUUUAAAAACAUAAAAUAAAAUAUUCAGUCAAAAGUUGAAAGAAAACAGAACCAUUUGUGUCAAUAUUUAAGUCAAGGUUUUUAAUCAUUCUGCAUGUUACAAUCAGUGAUCAGAGUAAUCAGACCGACCAUCCCACCAAGCAGCCCACAGACGGCGGCGGUGUUGAUGAGCUGAGGGCAGACAAAGACUUCCUGCCUUAUCUCGUCUCCGUAGCAACACAGAAGCUCGGACAGGUGGCCAGUAAAGGCACCUGUGAGGGGGAACAACUCAGCGAAGAAAAAUUGUUGAAAAGUUGCCACAUGCUGGGAAGGUUGGUAAAUUAAUUAAGAGAUGAGUAUUUCUUAGAGAUAAGUACUUCUCAGAGAUAAGUACAGUGGGACCUCUCUUAACGAGCAUAAUUCGUUCCAGAACUUUACUCGUUAAGCGAAACACACAUUAAACGAAACCAUUUUUCCCAUACAAAUCUGUGUAAAAUACGAUAAUGCGUUCCAUGCUGAAAGAAUACUAAUUUUUCAAAAUCUUUUAUUAACAUUUAUUCAAAUAAAAUUAUUUAUCAAUUGUUAAGGAGUGUAACAACUUGGAAUACAAUUUAGAUUUGAAAUAAAAAACGUAAAUAAAAAUAUGAAUUUAUGAAAAAUAAUUAAUCCCUUUUAACUAGAAAACUGUCUAAAGACAUUGGUUUUUGCCGACGCUUCAAAAUUUGAACAAAAUAUGUCACAGCAUUAUCAUUGAAUAAAUUUUUAGCACGAAUAGUCACCUCCUUAUUAGGGUGAUGCUUCUCAAUGUACGAUGCAACAGUUUCCUAUGCUUUCAGCAUUUCUCUUAUUGCGCUAGAAGAUUGUUGCUCUGCUACUUCCUCCUCCAUUAAUGAGCUCUCCUCCAUAAUUUCUUGCUGUGAAACAUGAUGCAACUCCAUAAGCUCUUCGGUGGUCAACUCUUGACUGUGCUCUUUCACAAGCUCGUCAAUAUCGUUUUUGUCCACCUCGAGUCCCAUGAUAUUGGCCAAUGACACAAUCUCGUUAAAUGUAGAGACUCCACAAAUACUGUUUCAAAAUCACAUUCAACAGCACUCUCUGGCCAAAGUUUUUUCCAAGCAGAAGUGAGGGGAAAAGAGACUUCCCCUUUCUGCGUAACUCGUUAUGCGAAAUUUCGCUCAUUAAGGGAGCAACUUCUUCACAUUUUUUUUUGCUCGUUAUGAGAGGUGCUCGUUAUGAGAGGUUCCACUGUAUGUUUUAGAGAGAAGUAUUUCUUGAAUUCCAAAACAUUUGGUAACCAGUAAAGGGCUGGAAUGUUACUAUCAAUGAAACUGAUCAUUUAAGUAAGAAAUAAUAAGAUGACUCAACCAUUUUAAUUGACCAGAUAGAAGAUUCAACAGGUCAAAUUGACCAGAUAGAUGACACAACCGGUCAAAAUGACCAGAUAGAUGAUUCAGCCUGUCAAAUUGACCAGGUAGAUGACUUAUUCUGUCUAAGUGACCAGAUUUUUAAAUAGGACAUAAUACGAUGACUCAACCUGUCAAAUGAACCAGAUUAUUGAUCACUUUAGCUUAGUUAAACAUUUUCAGUAAAGUCCUGUUGAAUAGAUGUGACACUGUCACAAAUGAACCACAAGAAAAUUGUACAGAGAAAUAGCAUCUUUAAUCCCAACAGAAACAAGUUGAAUUUUUCAACAUCAGGUUGUUUUAUCUGUACUACAUUGUUGUAUCAACAUCAGGUUGUUUUAUCUGUACUACUUUGUUGUAUCAACAUCAGGUUGUUUUAUCUGUACUACAUUGUUGUAUCAACAUCAGGUUGUUUUAUCUGUACUACAUUGUUGUGUCAACAUCAGGUUGUUUUAUCUGUACUACAUUGUUGUAUCAACAUCAGGUUGUUUUAUCUGUACUACAUUGUUGUAUCAACAUCAGGUUGUUUUAUCUGUACUACUUUGUUGUAUCAACAUCAGGUUGUUUUAUCUGUACUACAUUGUUGUAUCAACAUCAGGUUGUUUUAUCUGUACUACAUUGUUGUAUCAACAUCAGGUUGUUUUAUCUGUACUACAUUGUUGUAUGAACAUCAGGUUGUUUUAUCUGUACUACAUUGUUGUAUCAACAUCAGGUUGUUUUAUCUGUACUACAUUGUUGUAUCAACAUCAGGUUGUUGUAUCUGUACUACAUUGAAAAGCAAAUUGCUGACGAUGACACAAACUCACGGGACCAAAAACUGACCAGUCGGUGUCUUGAAGGCCUGGGACUAGUGGUUGAAAUUGCCAGUAAACAUGGACUUGAUGCGGUUCAUCAGUGCCUCACACAUUUGGGUCAGUUUCAACGUGUCAAUAUUCAUUUGUGUAGCAAUGAAAUCAUUCGCUAUCUAUUUUCUAUUUCAAUUAAUUCUUGUUUUGUGUUUAAAAAGCAACCAGUCUCAGUUCUCUAUAAGAUCAAAAAUACUUUCUUCAACCUUUCAACUUUCUUUAUUUCCAUAACCAACAUAAACAAAUACCUCAUGUUUGAAGAGGUAUUUCUUUCUUAUAGUUUCUUCAUAAUAAUACAUUUCUUUCUUAUCAUUUAUUCAUAAUAAUUCAUUUCUUUCUUAUAGUUUGUUCAUAAUAAUACAUUUCUUUCUUAUCAUUUGUUCAUCAUAAUAAAUUUGUUUCUUAUCAUUUGUUAAUAAUAAUGCAUUUAUACAUUUAUUCUUUCAUUAGAAAAGGAACCUGGGAAUGAAAAGGAGCGCUUGAAAGAAUCGGAUAAAAUAGAGAAAAUUCACAAGCAUCUCAUGAAGUUUCAGGUCUGGACAUUUGCUUCUGAUUUCUCUGAUUUAUCAGUGACUAUUUCCCUGAUAUAAGUUACUUAAUAGUUCUCUGAUAUUAGUUAAUAGUUCUCUGAUAUUAGUUAAUAGUUCUCUGAUAUUAGUUAAUAGUUCUCUGAUAUUAGUUAAUAGUUCUCUGAUAUUAGUUAAUAGUUCUCUGAUAUUAGUUAAUAGUUCUCUGAUAUUAGUUAAUAGUUCUCUGAUAUUAGUUAAUAGUUCUCUGAUAUUAGUUAAUAGUUCUCUGAUAUUAGUUAAUAGUUCUCAAGCUGAGGCUUAGCAAUUUUUGAAAAGUGAAACCAGACAAUGUAUGGCAUCUUUCCGUCUGCGGGAGACGAUAGAUUAUCUUUAUAGCUUGCAGCUUUUGGUGUGGCUGGUGAGACCAAUCCUCGAAUGGCAGUCUCUGUUACAUAUCCCAUACAUGAAUGCGGUGGAGCAGUAUUUACCAGCCUUCCUCCUCGCUCUUUUUGCAGCUGUUUCCGCCCUGUUUUGAUCCUCGGCAUGUAGUGAUCCUGCCUUCACGAUGGCCCGUCAUGAGGAUCGAUCCUCUGCCAGCUCCUCCCAGUUUGAGAUGUCGAUGUUAGAGGACUUCAUGUCUCUUUUGCAUAUGUCUAAGUAUCUCAGACGAGGCCGUCCAACUGACCUUUUCCCUGUCGCCAGCUCGCUGUACAGCACGUCCUUUGGUAUGCAACCAGAUUGCAUUCGCUUGACGUGUCCAAGCCAGCGGAGGCGUCUUUGGAUUAACAUGGCUGGGACGCUACACAUGUUUGUUUGGGACAGGACAUCCGUGUUGGGGACUCUAUCUUGCCAUUUAAUGUCAAGGAUGUGGCGCAGGCAUCUGAGGUGGAAGCCAUUGAGCCUUCUUUCGUGUUUAGAGUAUGUGGUCCACGACUCGCAUCCAUACAGAAGUGUGCUCAGUACGCAGGUCUGGUACACCUGCAGCUUAGUUCUUAUUGUGAGUUUGGCAUUUGACCAGACUCUUUUCUUCAGUCUGGCCAUAACAGUUGCGGCCUUCCCUAUCCUCCCACUUAUCUCAUCCUCCAUUGAGAGGGUGCUCGAUAUGUUGGAUCCCAGAUAUGUGAAUCUGUCAACAGUAUCCAAGUCGUAGUCGUCGAUGGCGAUAGUUGGGAGGGAGUCAGCGCCCUGUGCCAUAAUGUUAGUUUUCUUUAUGCUAAUUGUCAGGCCAAACUCUUUGCAGGCAGCGGAUAGGCUGGAUACGAGGCUCUGCAGGCCGUAAGCUGUAUGAGAUACCAAAGCGGCAUCGUCCGCAAACAAGAACUCCCGCAGCAAGACCUUUCUUGUUUUAGUCUUAGCUCUAAGGCGGGCAAUGUUGAAUAAUUUGCCGUCAUCUCUAGUGUGGAUGUAUAUCCCCUCGCUGUUGUUCUGAAAGGCAUACUGGAGUAGGAUGGAGAAAAAGAUUGCAAAUAAAGUAGGAGCCAGCACGCAACCUUGCUUAACUCCACUACUCACUGGAAAAGCUUCUGAGGCGGCACCGUUAUAGCACACUGUGCCCUGCAUGUUUUCGUGGAACUGCUUGAUGAUGUUAAGCAGUCGUGUAGGGCAGCCUAUCUUUUUGAGGAUCUGAAACAGGCCGCUUCUGCUGACAAGAUCAAAAGCCUUAGUGAGGUCGACAAACGCAAUGUAUAAAGGCAUAUGUUGCUCCCUGCACUUCUCCUGCAGCUGGCGCAGAGAGAAGAUCAUGUCUAUGGUUGACCUACCGGCGCGAAAACCACAUUGCGAUUCUGGGAGUACACGCGAUGCUAGGGAACCAGACAAUAUAGACAUGUACUGUACCAAUUUUUUAUAAAAAAAUUGUAAGUAAACAUAAGUCGGAACUUAACGUUUACUUUAAAUUUUAAAAUAAACAUUAGUUGAAACUUAAUUUUUACUUUAAUUUUUCACAUAAACGUUAGUUGUGACUAAAUGUUUACUGAAAUUCAAGCCUAAAUUAUAUAUGAACAUUUCCAAGGGAAGUAAGUAAAAAUGAACACAUUUGACAUGACUCUAAUUUUUCUUCCAGCGCUUGGUGGCCACUAUUUUAAGUGAAGACAAAGAACAUCAGAACAUGAAGGAUGUGUCUGUUAUUCUGUCUGUGAUGGCCCACCUGGUCAUCUACCUACCAAAUCAAGGCCAAGAGUACCUACAAGUGCAUACCUGGCUACAUAAAGUGGCCACGGAGCAGACAAUAGGUCAGAGUUAAAACAUUGGACAUGUUGGGGGGGUUUGGUGGCAGGGUGUGGUGAGAUGGUGUCGUGGUGGGGGGAGGUUGUGUGGUGGGAGGGUGGGGAGAGGUUGUGUGGUGGGGGGAGGUUGUGUGGUGGGAGGGUGUGGGGGAGGUAGGCUUUAGAAUGCUGAGACAAAUAUAUUGACCAACAAAAGUUUAAGGACAUUUAGAAUUAAUUCAUGAGUCAACACCAUAGCGUGCAUGCAAAUAUAAGUUCAGCGUUCAUGAAUUAAUCAGGAAAUUCAGGUGUCACUUACAAAUGUUCAGGACUCAACUUUGUGUUCAAAAACUUUUUUUUAAAAAAUGAAAACUUUCAAAGUAUUCCAGUCUGCAGCGUCAAAUAUUUCAUUUGCGGAAAUCUAAUUGUUUCUGUGGUUCACAUGUUGUUCUGACUUUGUCAUGUUCCCCAGACGAUGCAGCUACUUGUCGUCAGAUCUUGUCGCUGUUGCUAAACCUUAGCAGGCAGACGAAAUCAUUACCACAGCUGCUACGUACUCUGUGCCAGGAUGUCCAUAGUCAGCUGGGAGAUAUAGAGCUGGUCAGAUGUUAUAGUCACUAGUCAGAUUUUAUAGUCACUAGUCAAAUGUUAUAGUCACUAGUCAAAUGUUAUAGUCACUCGUCAGAUGUUAUAGUCACUAGUCAGAUGUUAUAGUCACUAGUCAGAUGUUAUAGUCACUAGUCAGAUGUUAUAUUAUAGUCACUCGUCAGAUGUUAUAGUCACUAGUCAGAUGUUAUAGUCACUAGUCAGAUGUUAUAUUAUAAUUAAUAGUCAGAUGUUAUAGUCACUAGUCAGAUGUUAUAGUCACUAGUCAGAUGUUAUAUUAUAAUUAAUAGUCAGAUGUUAUAGUCACUAGUCAGAUGUUAUAGUCACUAGUCAGAUGUUAUAGUCACUAGUCAGAUGUUAUAGUCACUAGUCAGAUGUUAUAGUCACUAGUCAGAUGUUAUAGUCACUAGUCAGAUGUUAUAGUCACUAGUCAGAUGUUAUAGUCACUAGUCAGAUGUUAUAGUCACUAGUCAGAUGUUACCCUUCAGGUGUUACAUUUAAAAUAACACUGUUAUCCAUCAAAUGUUUAUAGCAUGGCUACACUCAGAGCAAUAAAUAGGAACAAAUUCAACAACAUGGCUACACUAAAUAGGAACAAAUAUAACAACAUGGCUACACUAAUUAGGAACACAUAAAACAACAUGGCUACACUUGCGUGAACAUCUCAUAGCUUUAAAUAAUGUGUUUUUUUGUAUUGGUGCUUUUUUUUAAUAUCAUUGUUUUACAAAGGUGUCAGUCUGUCACAAAGAUGUCAGUCUGUCACAAAGGUGUCAGUCUGUCACCAGUUUUCAGUUUCCAGUUAUAAAGCAUGAAAAAUAAGUUCAUAAAGGACUUUGAUCAAUAAAUAGGGCAAUGUUAUCUGCUUCAAUGUGGACAAGUUUUGAAUGUGACGGUUCAGUAAGAAAUUGUCCACUUUGUUUCAGGUCCGUCACAUACAAAACCUUUAUAAGCACUGUCUUAAAUGAUAUAACGAAAACUAAAAUUGUUUAUUAUUUGAUAUUGAUUUGAUGACCAACAGGACUGUGAGGUUGAUGAACGCACAAAUUUCUCAGUGACAAAAUCUUCCAACUGUCCCACCACUGGCGUCGUUACACUUGUGCUCACUUACCUGGAGGAUGACCUUGAUGACAUUGACUGGGUCAUCGGAUGUCACAAAGCAUCCAUGCUGGCAUCCCCUGGUCAUUUAGAGCAAGGUCAGUGUCCAAACAGGUCAUUGUGACAUUGUAGUCAGUGUCCAAAUAGGUCAUGAGGUCAGUGUCCUAACAAGUCAUUGUGAUCCUAGGGUCAUGAGGUCAGUGUCCUAAUAAGUUCUUGUGACCCUAGGGUCAUUAGGUCAGUGUCCUAAUAAGUUAUUGUGCAUUAGGGUAAAUGUGAUGGUAGAAAUUUUGAUAUAUGUGGUUGCUGACAGAGAAACAUUGAUAGAUGUGGUUGUUGACAUAGAAGAAACAUUGAGAGAUGUGGUUGUUGACAUAGACACAUUGAGAGAUGUGGUUGUUGAUAGAGAAACAUUGAGAGAUGUGGUUGUUGACAUAGAAACAUUGAGAGAUGUGGUUGUUGACAUAGAAACAUUGAGAGAUGUGGUUGUUGAUAGAGAAACAUUGAGAGAUGUGGUUGUUGAUAGAGAAACAUUGAGAGAUGUGGUUGGUGAUAGAGAAACAUUGAGAGAUGUGGUUGUUGACAUAGAAACAUUGAGAGAUGUGGUUGUUGAUAGAGAAACAUUGAGAGAGAUUAUUACAACCAUGCUCCCUUUGGGUCUUCCUAAAAUACAAUGAUGAAAGUUUGUUAUAAUUUUUGUAUACAAUGUUGUUGUCAAUUGAUAUUUGUCCUUUUGUUUCCCUCGUGUCAGAACCUGGAGCAGCAACCCAAGUUGAGAGCAUUGAGAAAUCAAUUUGUACCAGACUAGGAUUGCUUGUCAUCAGUUUUGUACAACUGACUCACUCGGCAAUCAGCAACAAGCAGUGUUCACAAGCGCUGCUCAAGGCUGUGACAAAACUCUUCAACACUCUCACGGCUUUGACCAAACAUGUACGCACAUAUUCACCCUUAGAUUUAAAUUACAGUAGAGUGACACUUUUAUGAAGUAAUUGAGACGCAUGUAUUUGUAAUAAAAGAUUUUUAGUAAACCAAACACUGUCAGAUGCAGGAUGUACUAAGGAAAUUUGUGCCAUGAAAACACUUACAGUUGUACACGUGUGGUGAUUUAUUUCAGUCCUACAACUCUGAUUUAUUUUAGUUGUACACGUGUGGUGAUUUAUUUCAGUUGUACAUGUGAUUUAUUUCAGUUGUACACGUGUGGUGAUUUAUUUUAGUUGUACAUAUGUGGUGAUUUAUUUCAGUUGUACACAUGGGGUGAUUUAUUUCAGUUGUACACGUUUGAUGAUUUAAUUUUACAUGUGUGGUGAUUUAUUUUAGUUGUACACCUGUGGUAAUUUAUUUUAGUUGUACACGUGUGGUGAUUUAUUUCAGUUGUACAUGUGUGGUGAUUUAUUUUAGUUGUACACGUGUGGUGAUUUAUUUAGUUGUACCCGUGUGGUGAUUUAUUUUAGUUGUACACAUGUGAUGAUUUAAAAUUAACGUUACUAUUGAAAAUUGAAAAAUCCAAUCAUCCCAGUCACCAUUAAGCCAAUCAUCCCACUCACCAUUAAGCCAAUCACCCCACUCACCAUUAAGCCAAUCAUCCCAGUCACCAUUAAGCCAAUCAUCCCAGUCACCAUUAAGCCAAUCAUCCCAGUCACCAUUAAGCCAAUCAUCCCACUCACCAUUAAGCCAAUCAUCCCACUCACCAUUAAGCCAAUCAUCCCAGUCACCAUUAAGCCAAUCAUCCCAGUCACCAUUAAGCCAAUCAUCCCAGUCACCAUUAAGCCAAUCACCCCACUCACCAUUAAGCCAAUCAUCCCACUCACCAUUAAGCCAAUCAUCCCAGUCACCAUUAAGCCAAUCACCCCACUCACCAUUAAGCCAAUCAUCCCAGUCACCAUUAAGCCAAUCACCCCACUCACCAUUAAGCCAAUCAUCCCAGUCACCAUUAAGCCAAUCACCCCACUUACCAUUAAGCCAAUCACCCCACUCACCACUAAGCCAAUCAUCCCACUCACCAUGAAGCCAAUCACCCCACUCACCACUAAGCCAAUCACCCCACUUACCACUAAGCCAAUCACCCCACUCACCGUUAAGUCAACGACCCCACUCACCAUUAAGCCAAUCAUCCCACUCACCAUUAAGCCAAUCACCCCACUCACCAUUAAGCCAAUCACCCCACUCACCAUUAAGCCAAUCACCCCACUCACCAUUAAGCCAAUCACCCCACUCACCAUUAAGCCAAUCACCCCACUCACCAUUAAGCCAUUCACCCCACUCACCAUUUAGCCAUUCACCCCACUCACCAUUUAGCCAAUCACCCCAGUCACAUUUAAGCCAAUCACCCCACUCACAGUUAUUCCUCUGAUUUAAAAAGAAUUUUUAUACUCUACUUCUAAUAUACUGAACAUCAAUAUUUUUUAUUUAGAAGAAGUGUCUGCCAACUUCCAAUAUUUUCUGCCAACUGCUAAUAUUUAAUGCCAAUAUCCUUUAAAUUUAUUUUUACAGUUUUGAAAUAUAUUAAACUGCAUUAGAUAAAAUUAAAUGGAUUUAAUUCCAGCAAUACUGCACUUGUAUUACAAUUCAUUGCAUUCUAAUUGUAGUCUUACAUUCUUAGUAUAGUCUGACAUCCUAAGUUAAGUCUUAUAUUUUAAUUGUAGUUUUAAAUUCUUAUUAUAGUCUUACAUUCUAUGUAUAGCUUUACAUUUUAAGUAUAGUCUUACAUUUAAAUUCAACUCUGAAAGUAUUUAACCCAGUAAUGAUAUGUGAAAUCCACUAAUUUCUCUCAUAUAUUUUUUACCUUUUCAUAACAGCAUGUACUGUACAUCUCAUUUGAAAUGUUUGUUUUAAAUGUAUAAAACAAUCCAGUGACAUAUCUCUCCCGUAUAUGAGUAGUCAUCUGAGUCCUAUGACUUGUAUUUACACACCAAAAGCGGGUCAUCUGAUAAUUUAAUGACAUUGGAUGACCAUAGUAUAUCAGCUGUCCUCAAACUGUUCAAUAAGGUUUCUGUUUUAUGUCACCAGUAUAUCAGCAUGUACACCAACAAAGCGGGUCAUCUGGGCAGUAGAUUUGAGAAGCUGGUGUCGCUAGUGGGUAAAGAACUCACCCCACAGACUUACAAUAUGAUCAUCUAUCUGCAGGUUAGUCUUCCAUUUAGUUUAUUGUUAGCAACCACAGAAUGUAGUUUAUUUUUAGCAACCAAAGAAUUUAGUUUAUUGUUAGCAACCACAGAAUGUAGUUUAUUGUUAGCAACCACAGAAUUUAGUUUAUUGUUAGCAACCACAGAAUGUAGUUCGUUUUUAGUUUUUAGCAACCACAGAAUUUAGUUUAUUGUUAGCAACCACAAAAUGUAGUUUAUGAUCUGGUGAAACAAUUAUUAAAAUUCUUUUCUUUUUUUCACUGCAGAAUUUAGAAUCUGAUGAAAUUCUCGAGAGUAAGAAAAAAGAGAAAGUUAAAAAGAAAGAAGGAACUGGUCCACAGACUGGGGCUGUAAGUAUAACAAUCUCAUCAACCUGUCACUGCUACCCAUUCUUCUUAAACUUUCAAUCAACUUCUGAUAAUUCCAGAAGCAUUUUAAUUAUUUUGUUUCAUAAAGUCUCCAAAUAUGAGGUCCAGAAAAACAACUCAAUAGUAAGAUCAUUUUAUUGUGGAAAGUACCAACCAGUGGAUAGUACCAACCAGUGGAUAGUACCAACCAGUGGAAAGUACCAACCAGUGGAAAGUACCAAACAGUGGAUAGUACCAACCAGUGGAAAGUACCAACCAGUGGAAAGUACCAAACAGUGGAAAGUACCAACCAGUGGCUAGUACCAACCAGUGGAUUGUACCAACCAGUGGAUUGUACCAAGCAUUCUGGUAUAUCAAAAAUAAAUCUCUACAUUGAUGAGUGGAUUUCUUUCAGGUCAAGGCCAUAAAGCAAGCCAAGAUGCUGGCCAACCUCAUCUGUGCCAUAGAACAGAUGGAGAAGUUUCUUAUUCAACUGACCAAAAAGUCCAAAGUAAAUAUUUUAUUAUUUAUAGAACUAACCCGCCAAACAAUGGCUGUAUUAGUGCUAACUUCUGAGAAUUUUAUUUUGCGGGCCCAUAUCUUUAUAGGUCAAUCUGAUGGAACAUGUCAAAGUAUCUGUUAUAAUCCCAUAUCUUUAUAGGUCAAUCUGAUGGAACAUGUCAAAGUGACCACAUCACGAGAUUUCCGUAUU